GACAACUUAAGUAAGAAAAAUAUAGAAAAAAAAUAAAAAGGGAAAGGAUUUCAGGUUUUAAGUUGUGUGUCUUUCUUAAAAUUUUUGCCUCACGACUCACCAAAAAACCAAAAAGUUAAAACCUUCCACCUAACGAAAAAAGAACAAUCAUAAUUACCUAAACUGAUGCACACAAGGAUUUGUUCCCAAAGAAACAAAGCAAAGUAAAAUCACAAAAGGAGUCCACAAAUGAGGUGAGUCGUCCAUAGUCCCUUUGUCCAUAACACGAUCUAAAACAAUACAAAAAAAAAAACAAAAUCGAUCGAAAAUGUUCGCGUCAUGUAGCCAAAACUUUGAAGAUAGUCCAAUUUCGGACAAUAAAAUGGACAUAUCAGAUGCCACAACAUCUCAGGAAGAGUCCACGGGAGUUUCGCCAAUAAACGAUAACAUCACAUCUGAUAAUUUGAUCACACAAAAUCUGAAUGAAAUGCCUCACCUGGGGCUGGUGGGAAAGGAUUUUAAGUUCUCUAAUUCCUCGCUAACGACAAAGGGAGCCGAAAAUGGUUUUCUAGAUAACGACACUGUUGUUCCGAAGGUCUUGCGUCUUGGACAAAAGCCAUACCCACAACAGGAGAAGACGACAAAUGGGCUGCGUAGUGAGUUAGUGCUGGCUAACAGCCAUCCCCUUAUGUCACCAACUGCAACUGAUUCAGACUCGGAAAACAGCCACUAUGCGAAUCGAAAGAAAGCUUUUAAUUUCCCAGACGUUGUACCCGAGAGCGAACAGAUUAUGUCAACGCCGCCGAUAACUAAAAGAAUAACAUCAAAUACUGUGUCUUUGGUUGAGGCGAAGAACUCGCUCAACACAAACCAUUCCUUCGGCAAGCUCAGUCCCAAUAACCGAUUGAGAGUCUCUCCCAAGCGUGCAGCCAGUCCAGAUGUGAUAAGUAGCGAAUCUGAGGCCGAAGUGUCGCAGUUUCAAGCCACUGUAGAGGCCAACUACCAAUCGGUUGCUUUGAUAGCAAAAGCUCCCAAUCGUACUCUGCCGAAAUCCCUCAACACUCGGAAGCAAGUCAACAAUAGCAACUCCACGCCCGAGCACAGACUCUCGGAUGAUAUGUCGUCGUUGGACUCGAUUUCCAACCACAGCUUUGAGGAUGACGACGAUCUGGAACAUAAUUUGGCUUCCCUGAGUCCUUCGAGUUCGCUUAUAGACGGCCUUAACGAUGACCGCGAUGAUGACUUCCCAGAGCUAGACACACCAACAAAUCUCCAUCCCACAGAUCAGAUUCCCUUCUAUUCGGCGGCAGACGAACGACGUGAUUCGAGAAACUGGCAGAAAAUAACACUACCAGAUGGACGCACCCGAGAGAUUGAUAUGAAAGUAAUAGAGCCCUACAAACGUGUGCUCUCACACGGAGGCUACCUUAAGGCCGGGGGCCAUAAUGCCAUAGUCAUGUUUUGUGCUUGUCACUUACCCGAUAGAUCUCGCGCUGAUUAUCAUUACGUGAUGGACAAUUUAUUUUUGUAUGUCGUCAAGACUCUGGAGCAACUGGUAACGGAGGAUUACGUCUUGAUUUAUUUGCAUGGUGGCUCAAGUCGACGCAAUGUUCCACCAUUUCCAUGGCUGAAAAAAUGCUAUCAACUUUUAGAUCGAAGAUUGAGGAAAAGUCUAAAGAACUUAUAUUUGGUACAUCCAACAUUCUGGUUGAAAUCGAUUGUCUGGAUGUCACGACCUUUUGUUAGCUCAAAAUUCUGGCGCAAGCUGGUUUACGUGCAAACUUUAAAUGAGUUGAGCUCAUUGGUGAAUGUUGAGAGUGCAUCCAUACCAGACAAAGUAAAACAAUAUGAUGCAAAACGGGCAUAAGAGUCCUCUAAAAUGUUUCGACUCCGCUAACAAAACAAACAAAAAAACACAAAUUGAAUUAUUGUAAUAAUUAACAAAAGAACAUAAGGACCAGGAGUACCUACACUUUAUUAAUCAGCAACGAGCGGCCAUGACUAGACUUCCCCCAAAAAAUAUCACAAGUUGCAUAUAAAUAAUACGACGACGUUCAUUUCAAACAUAGCCUCCUUCUUUUUGAGUGUCGUUAUUUUGUGUUUUUGUAUUUAUUAUUGUUACUUUCAAGUUAUUGACAAACAAACAAAAAUUCCUAACAAAAUUCUUGAGAUCUCAUUUCUGCACUGACGGUAGCUUUUAGACAACAUUGUAUUAUUUUAUUUUAUCAAACUUCUCAUAAGACUUCUUUCUAUUUUUAAAUGACAUAACGAAUUCUCAUAUUUUAUACUCCUUUAUUAUGUUUUUCUAAAUAAUUUUGUGAUAUUAAAUUGAAUCAUAUUUUAUUUUAUAUUUGAAUUUUUAACAAAAUGUAUUGAAACAUUCCUCAUAAAAGUAUUUAGAGCUUUUGUAGGCAAGUUUAUAUUUUUGUUUUUUAUUAGAACAUUUUUAUUAUUUUUGAACUGUUUCGAGUGAAUGAUGAAUUUGGAUAAGUAUUUUAUAGUUUUCUGUGUGCAAUCGCAUUAAAUAUUAUUAGAUUAAAAACGUAUUCACACAUUUAGAUUUCAAGAUUACAUCGAAUAUUAUGUAUGUAGAUUUUAUAUCAACACAAUUUAAAAAACAAAACAAAAUAUGAAGCAAAAAAAAAAAAAAAACAAGAUACAUAAACGUAUGUAACGCAAACGCAAAGUAUUUCAACAAAAAUCAUAAUAAUUGUAGUUAAAUUUAUUUAAUUUAAAUAUCAUGUCUUAGAGAAUGAAAAAAGCCAGUAAGUGAAAAUUGUUCGGCUCGAAAUAAUAACACUUAAAACAUUAAAUUAAGUUCUUAAUUACAAUUAAAUCAUAUUCUUUUUUAAAUUUAUUUUAAUCAAAUGUCAAAACUAAAUAUGUGUAUUGUAUACCUCUCAAAGUAUUCUGCUUUUAUUUAUAUAAACAACAAAAAAAAAACAAUUAACUUUAACUUUAAAAAAAUAUACUAGCUAAUCAUUUCUUAUUUUAUGAAAUUAAAAAAGAAAACAAAGUGUAAUAAUUUAUUGUCUAAGAAAAGACAACUGCUUAUUUUAAUUUGCCUAGUGCUUAUCGAAUAAUAUUUUUUUUUAUGAAGCACUAAAUAAAAUUAUACAAAUAAAAAUAUAUUAUACAACAUAACAAAAAACAAAACAAAAUACAUAUUAACAUAAUUAUAUUUAUGUAUAUUAAAAAAGAAAAGUAAAAUGACCACCAAUUUCGUUUGAUCUGUGUGUGUAGCAAUAAAGAAGAUGUGUACAAUGUAUUAGCUAAAGUUAUUGUAAAAAAUAUAUUUAAAACAAAAUUAUCCUGAAAUAAUGGUACAA
Molecule: messenger RNA, 3308 nt
Organism: Eupeodes corollae
Lineage: Eukaryota; Metazoa; Arthropoda; Insecta; Diptera; Syrphidae
Product: bcl-2/adenovirus E1B 19 kDa-interacting protein 2-like protein
Exons: 3
Coding region: 308-1846 (512 amino acids)
Cellular component (GO): cytoplasm
Source: RefSeq, a predicted model, not a curated record